CCUGGUCGCUGCGCUCUUUUCCUGACGUCAUUUCUCUGCGACAGGCCUCAGCGCACAGUCACAGCAGCUCUGCAGGCACAAACUGGAAAUGGGUGAGUCGCUGCUGAGGGCCAUGGUAUCAAAGUCUUUGAACAGUAACUUACGGACUUGAAUAACGCCGUUAAAGAUCCUCGGCACGUGUCUCCUGCAGAGUUACAGUCCUUGCAAGAGUGCGUCUUUGACCGAGUGGCGUUGUUGGCUCUAAAGCUAACAGGCUAAUGUUAGCUAGCGGAGGCCCAGCAAAGAGUUGACUACAUUGUUUUUGUCAGCGACGCCAGUUAAACAGCUAAUGAGGCGGAUGAAUUUGGUGCCACUUCACUCAAAUAUAUCUCAGCAACAAAACUCGCACAAGUAAUCCAGUUAGUUUUGACAAUUUUUAGUAGCGCCCUGAACGUUAGCAUAACCCGUUAACACUAGCUAACUGAAUUAAAGCUAGCUGACUACAUUAAAAUUAUGACUUCCAGGAGGACAGGCUAUGCUGGUAGCAUGGAUUCCUCCCCUUCAAAUAGUGGCAGCAGCUCAGUCCACAGUGGAAACCGUAAACAAAGUAUAAUCAACAUCCCGGAGAGGACCGGGGUCGAGUCCUGCUACGAUCGGAAAGCAGACAAGGGUGCAUACGGAGCCUCGCAGGGCAGCAUGACCGUAACGUCGCUGAAAUCUCGCCUCGCCCCGACCAUUCAGACUGCCAUGUCCGCUGCUGUUGACACUCUCCUGGGCGAAGUGGUGCUUGUGCUCAAUGAGACUCAGCAGGAGUUGCUACACAAGGAACAAGAGAAUGAAAGACUCAAAGUGCGCCUGGAGGUGUCAGAGAGGGAGCUGAAGACACUGCAGGAGUGUCUGUGUAGUGCUCAGAAGCUCAUAGACCAGCUGCAGAUCUCAUACACAGGCCCACAGUCCAUCAGUCAGUCUGUUUUCGCCCCAUCGCUGUCUUCUAUGGCUUCAAUGACUUCAGGCUUGGACCGGGACCACCAGAACGCCAGGAAUGUGAAUGGAGCCGGCGUGGACUUGGGUCUCGGUGGCUCUGUGGAUGAUUCGCUGCAUGGGUUUGAGCCGAGGGAUGACUACAAAAUGUGCCAGCUUUCAAUCCAGCCAGAUGGCUCUGUGACUAACCACGCUCUGGACUCCUUUGCUUCCAACACAUCUCACAUGUGCUCCGAUUCCAGCAGACCAGAUGAGCGGCAGUCUCAGGGACCAGGGGGACCAUCCAGGUUUGAGAUUAAAGAGGAGCAGGGACCAACCUCAGGCUCCGGUCAGCCCACCAGGAAGGAUCCUGGGUUGCGUAACGACAACAGAGUCGGGGACAGUGACCUUGGCUAUGUUCAAGUUGGAGGGGAAGGAGGCUCCCAGCGUGCCUUUACUCAGCCCCUGCGUCACCAAAGACCUGUGCGAGAAUGCAAUGAUGCCUUGCAACAGGGCGGACUUGAUGGACAGAAACAGUUGGCUCGGACUUCUGCAGCCGGGAGAGUAGACAGUGUUUCACCAGGCAGGGCAGAGGACUCUGCAGGACCUUCGGCCUCUGACACAGCAGGGGAGCCCUCUGGUGAUCGGCCCCACCACUGCCUGGAGUGCGGAAAGACCUUCCGUCUGAUCUCCAGCCUGAAGAAGCACAUCCGCAUCCACACUGGAGAGAAGCCCUACCCGUGUGGAGUCUGCGGCCGUCGCUUCCGCGAGUCAGGUGCGCUUAAAACCCACCUGCGCAUACACACAGGCGAGAAACCGUACUCUUGUUCAGAGUGUGGAAACUGCUUCCGCCACUUGGACGGUUUGCGCAAACACAGGCGCACACACACCGGAGAGAAACCGUACGUGUGUGCCAUCUGUGGAAAGCGCCUGAGCCGCCUGCAGCACCUCAAACACCAUCAGCUCAUCCACACCGGAGAGAGACCGUGCUGCUGCCCCUUCUGCAACCGCAGCUUCAAGGAGCCCGCAGCGCUACGGAAACACAUCCGCACGCAUCGGGAGGAAGGCGGUCACAUGGGGAUCGGAGCCAGUGAUGACACGGACCCAGAUGCCAUGGAUGAUAUUAACAACCUCCAUCCAGCAGCUCCGUCCCCUCAGAUGAGGUUUGGGGAGUGGGGAGCUGAGGAGGAUGACAGCUCGGUUGUGGACUGUGUGUAGGAGAUGAUUAAAGGAGUAACUGUCAGUUGUUACCAUGACACCUACUCCAGCUGCAACACAUGGGAUGAGGUGUUUGUGUAGUUUGUAAACAUGAUGGAUAGGUCAUCUCUGUUCCAUGCUGGUGAAAUGAAUGAGGCUACUUAUAACCCUAGCCUUGAAGUGUCUGGCAUUUUCAUGUUUUACAUUCUGAGAUGUAAAAAUAACAUUUUAAAUAUCCACUGUACAUUCUUCAACAGCAAGUUGGUUUUUGUUUUUUUGUCCGGACAUUCAUCAAGCAACAGCAGCAGUAGCGCACAGGUUGUUCUUGGCACAGGAAGUUGCUGGUUUGCUACCUUCCCGGCAGCAAUUUGGGAAAUUUAUGGCAGAAGUGGAAAAGAGCUGUUUCCUCACUUUAAAAAUAUAAGUGCCUUGAACACUCACUCACUCACUCAUCAGCUGAGUCACUACUGCUGCUGCUGCUGCUGCUGUUCAAGACACUUCCCACCUGGAUUAUAAUCAAGACAAACUUUAUGUUACGUUACUGAUCACAAGCUUUUUGUAGUUUCACACAUUAGUGAGAUUUUCUGUUGGAUUAUUUUCAGUUACUUAUUAGGCGUGCUUUUGCCAAAACACUGCGCUGCUCAAGUAGAUAGAAAUGGAUCCAGAGAGCUGUUUCAUGCUUCAUGUGGGGACAGACCAUGUGCAUGAUGUAGCAGGGCAUUACUGACUCAUCCAAAUAUCACAGUAUUUUUUUUUCAAGGCUUUGAUCUUGUGCUUUUACACAACAUUUAUUAACUUAAAUAAAAUGUCAGUUAGUCAGGUUAGUGUGCGGAUGUCAUGCCCAAGAGCACAGCAUGGUCAUCUUUAUUUCACUCAGCUGCAACAGCUGAUUAAACUGUGUCAAAAAGUU
Messenger RNA from Epinephelus moara (kelp grouper), 3046 nucleotides. Its product is annotated as zinc finger protein 70. Gene Ontology annotation, biological process: regulation of transcription by RNA polymerase II. The transcript has 2 exons. Bases 493 to 2157 code for a protein of 554 amino acids. Lineage: Eukaryota; Metazoa; Chordata; Actinopteri; Perciformes; Serranidae. The record is from RefSeq and is a predicted model, not a curated record. Gene Ontology annotation, molecular function: DNA-binding transcription factor activity; RNA polymerase II cis-regulatory region sequence-specific DNA binding.